AUGCGCCUUAAGUUUGUCAGAACACUGUUAGUGCUUGCACUAUUAGGUAAUAUCAUUAUAUGGCACAGAAUAUGGAGGUUAUUUACAGCACAAAACACACUGCGGUUAUUAACACCGAACGUGGUGACACCUGAUCCUCCAGAAAAACUUCAUCGUCGAUUAGCUCGUUUAGUAACUGUGGUUAUACGACAGUUUGAAACAUUCGAAAAUGAUGUAGCCUCUACAGUGGAGUCUGUAUUUGAUCUAUUUCCUAGUAUACCAAUCCUAAUAGUAUGCAAUCAGCUACCAUACCCCCCGUUGGAAUUAGAUUUUUCCAAUGACAGUAUGCGGAAUGUGAAAUUAAUAAGUUUACAACCAGAUUUCAAUACGUCUUAUGAUGAGAGAAAUCCACUGUUCUAUGUGCGUACAAAGUAUGUCUUAUUUUUACCUGAUGCUAGUCGACUUUCUACUAAGGAAGUCAUACAGGAGAUUGUGUCACAUGUAGCAAAACUAGGUAUAGUAAUUGUACCAAUAGGAAAAGUAACUUUGACUUGCAUCAGUAUAGAUUUGAAAUUAAGGGAAUGGAGCCUCAAGUUUUCGCAAAUGGAAGGCACUGAAUGCGAUAGUGUGAAAGGAAAGCAUGCUACAAUGAUUGAGACAAAACUAUUAAGGAAACUAACUGAUCCUUUUCUGUUACCAUUCACGGAGGCAUUAUACAUUCAGACAACUGCAAUAGGUACAAAGAUUCAUAUAUUGUCAAAGCAUCAAUUUAAUGAAGGAAAGGCAUUAUAUAAGAAUCAACAAUCGCAAUGGAAGGUACAACAGUUGCACCUAAGUCGUGAACGAUUAAUGUUUGAAAAGUUGGGAAUUAAAAAGGUCGUAAGGGAAUCUAAUUUUAUAGAGUGGUAUGGUUGUUCAAGGGAGAGCAGUAGAUGUUUUGGAUCAAUUAUAAAUGGUGUUCCAUCGUAUCUUUAUCAAAAACGAUACACACCACCUUGUUGUCUCUCAGGAUUAAGAAAAGUUGCUCAUCAUGUGUUUGAUAAGUUAGAAGAAGUUGGCAUUAGAUUUUGGUUAGAAGGAGGAUCUUUACUUGGUGCUAUGAAAACUGGUGAUAUUUUACCAUGGGAUCAUGAAGUACAAAUAGGAAUAAAUCGGGAUGAUAUUGAACGAUCACCAUGGUUAAUCAAAGCCAUGAUAAAACCAAUAGUUGAUAAUGAUGGUUUUGUUUGGGAAAAGGCAACAGACGGAGAUUUUUUCAAAGUACAGUAUUCAAAGAUAAAUCAAUUAAAUGUGAACAUACUUCCAUUUUAUGCAAGAAAUGGUUCUAUGGUUAAAGCAGCAUGGUUUUUAAAUCAAAGGAAUUUCCCAGAACAAUUUCUUCAUCCUAUGUCAAGUAUUGAAUUUGCUGGUAGACAAGUGCCAUGUCCAAAUAAUAUUAGGGAUUUUUUAGAAUUGAAGUAUUUUAAAGGUGUGAUAGAAAAUCCACAACUUCCUGGAAAAAUUACUUUUUAG
Dufourea novaeangliae is the source of this 1491-nucleotide messenger RNA. Its product is annotated as fukutin-related protein. The record is from RefSeq and is a predicted model, not a curated record. Gene Ontology annotation, cellular component: Golgi apparatus. The coding region runs from base 1 to 1491 and encodes 496 amino acids. Gene Ontology annotation, biological process: protein O-linked glycosylation via mannose. NCBI's taxonomy places the organism in Eukaryota, Metazoa, Arthropoda, Insecta, Hymenoptera, Halictidae. The transcript has 3 exons.